Messenger RNA from Phyllostomus discolor (pale spear-nosed bat), 1382 nucleotides. It is a transcript of the gene FBXO25, whose product is annotated as F-box protein 25. Lineage: Eukaryota; Metazoa; Chordata; Mammalia; Chiroptera; Phyllostomidae. Gene Ontology annotation, cellular component: SCF ubiquitin ligase complex; cytoplasm; nucleus. The coding region runs from base 151 to 1251 and encodes 366 amino acids. The transcript has 11 exons. Gene Ontology annotation, biological process: protein ubiquitination. The record is from RefSeq and is a predicted model, not a curated record. Gene Ontology annotation, molecular function: protein binding.
CGCACCAGCCAAUCAAUGCCUCCGGGGCGGAGCUUUCUGCAGCGACUUCCGGCAAUAAACCCGGACGCCCACUGAGUUCGGGUGGGGACGGGACACCGAGGUGGUCCACGCUGCAGGCGGGGACUGGGACGUUUGGCGCGCAGGAGAACCAUGCCGUUUUUGGGUCAGGACUGGAGGUCCCCGGGGUGGACCUGGAUGAAAACCGAGGACGGCUGGAAGAGGUGUGAGUCCUGGAGGGCGGAGCUCGAGCAGGAGACAGACCCGCAGGGCCUCAGCCACAGCAGAAUCGUAAACAGUGAAGAUGAGGAGAUGCUCACUGAUGAAGAGCACGGAAGUGCAUCCAAGAAGAGGAGGAAGGGCCGCUUUGGGAAGGACAGCAGCCCUCAGUGUUUUUACCGUGAAAAGUGGAUCUAUGUCCAUAAAGACAGCACGAGAGAACGGCACGGCUACUGCACGCUGGGGGAGGCCUUCACGCGCCUGGACUUCUGCGGCGCCGUGCGGGACGUGCGCCGGUUCGGCUACGUGGUCCGACUCCUGCAGCUCAUCGCGAAGUCCCAGCUGACGUCGCUGAGCGGGGUGGCGCAGAAGAACUACUUCAGCGUUUUGGAUAAAAUCGUCCAGAAGGUGCUCGAGGACCAGCAGAACCCGCGCCUCAUCAGAGACCUGCUGCAGGACCUGAGCGCCGCCCUGGGCGCCCUGCUCAGGGGCGUCGGCAAGUCCGUGCUGGUCGGCAGCAUCGGCGUCUGGGCCUGCCGGCUAGAGACGGUCCUCGCCUGGCAGCGGCAGCUGCAGGAUCUUCAGGUGACGCAGGUGAACCACGGGCUCACGCUCAGCGACCUGCCGCUACACACGCUGAACGACAUCCUGUACCGGCUCUCGGACGGCUGGGACAUCGUCACCCUGGGCCAGGUGACGCCGGCCCUGUCCGCGCUCAGCGAGGACAGGCGGCUGUGGAGGAAGCUCUGCCAGUACCACUUCGCCGAGAAGCAGUGUUGCAGGCACCUGGUCCUCUCCGAGCAAGGCCGCGUGGAGUGGAAGCUGAUGUACUUCGCGCUGCGGAAGUGCUACCCGGCGCGGGAGCAGUACGGCGACACCCUGCACUUCUGCCGGCACUGCAGCAUCCUCUUCUGGAAGGACUGCCGCCUCGCUUUGCUGCUCAAGGACUCGGGCCACCCCUGCACCGCGGCCGACCCCGACAGCUGCCUCACGCCCGUGUCGCCCCAGCACUUCAUCGACCUCUUCAAGUUUUAGGGGCCCUCGGCCCCGCGCAGCGGCCGCGGAACUGGUGGAGCCGCGAGGGGUCCCUGUGACCGAGGAUCACGGACAGGCCCAGGACGAGCUGCCCCGGACCGGGGACCCACGCAAACUCAACUUCUUCUUUA